GGAGGAAACCCAUCCAUUCCCCGUUCAAACCCAGCUCACCUUCCUCCCCCCUUCCCACCCGCCGCCGGCGCCGCCGCCACCGCCGCCCCGGGACGAACGAUGCUGCUGGUCAGCCAGGCCGCCAACGGCUCCCUCUCCGCGCGGCGGCUGCCCUCCAAGCCGCUCGCCAGCCGCCGGGGCGCCAACCCCUACCCUCUCUUCGCCGGGCCCCGCGUCGCGCGCCGCCGCCUCGCGCUCUCCGGCGCCGCCGACGCGCGGGACGCGCCCCGCCGCGCCUCCGCCUCGCCUCCCGCCCACGCGGCCGCGGGCGAGGGCCCCUCCGGCUCCCCCGCCGCCGCCGAGGACCCCGUCCUCCUCGGCGUCAGCGACGACCGCGUGCCCCUCGAGGGCGUCAUCCAGGUCGAGAGGCCCGGCCAGGCCGACGCCCAGUCCAAGCUCGUCUCCUACGCGAAGAUAGGGCUUCUGGCCGGAGGGGAUCUGCUUUGCCUCCUGAUCUUCUCCGCGAUUGGGAGGCUCAGCCAUGGCCUGCCCGUGCUUGACGCCGAGACGUUCAAGACGGCCGACCCGUUCAUUGCUGGUUGGUUGCUUAGCGCCUACCUCCUUGGCGGAUUUGGUGAUGAUGCCAAAGGAAGCAAUGGUGUUGGGAAUGCUGUAACUGUUGCGGCCAAAUCCUGGGCUGUUGGGAUACCGUUAGGAAUUGCCAUUCGUUCAGUGACCGCUGGUCAUAUUCCACAAAUUCCUUUCGUCUUGGUGGCCAUGGGAAGUACUGGGGUCUUGUUGACUGCAUGGCGUGCUCUGAUUUCCCAAGUUCUUUCCGCUGGACAGAGCAAGAAGGAUGAUGUAUACAGAAAGGGAAAUCCUUUUGAGCUUUUUGAGUUGCUCACAUCGCUGGUGCGGAGGUGGUGAGAUCUUAAGCUCAAAAAAGCAAGGAUUACCACCAACCUUGUGUAAGUACAAUUUUGAAGGCCAAGGGCCCAAGAUGGAAUAGAAAUAGUCGGAGCAUAUGCAGAAACUGUUUGGCAAGAUGGUACAGAGGCAAUGCCAUGCAUUCUAAUAUUAUUAAGAUGUAGCUGAUCCAUCCCUUGUAAUUACUGUAUGCAGCCUGACCCAAUCAUUCUAAUACUAAUGAAUAAACUUAUGCACAAACGCUUGUUGCUUCAUGUUUCCAGACGCAAUUGCUAAGAAAGAGUACACAAA
Messenger RNA from Aegilops tauschii subsp. strangulata, 1197 nucleotides. RefSeq lists its product as uncharacterized. Lineage: Eukaryota; Viridiplantae; Streptophyta; Magnoliopsida; Poales; Poaceae. The record is from RefSeq and is a predicted model, not a curated record.